AUGGCCUCGCCGUCGCCGGCUUUCGACGACGGCUUUCUCCCUCGCUCUGACCGAGGGCUGCCGAUCAUGCUCCGGCGGAUGACAAAGUUCAAGACGAUGGACUUUGAACUCGCGUUUUGGCAGCUAACGUAUCUCGUUGUCGCGCCGCGAAGGGUAUACAAGCAAACAUAUCACCAUAAGCAAACGAAAAACGUCUGGGCACGAGACGACCCGGCAAUGCUGAUCUUGAUCGCGGCGUGCUGCAUCGCGACCGCAUCCGUUUGGGGAUUUAUGUACGGGUACGGCACAGCAGGGACAGUCUGGUUAAUUCUCAAGAUGGUCUUUCGUGACUUCAUCCUUGUCUCCCUUGCCGUCGCACUCGUGUUUUGGCUCAUUGCAAAUCGACUCAUGGUCAUGACGUCCGCGCACUCGGGCAUCACGGACAACAGAGUGGAGUUCACGUACGCGUGGGACGUGGCCGUGAACAGCUUCUUCCCCGCCUUCCUGACGCUCUACGUCGGGCUCCUGCCGCUCGCCGCCCUUGUUGUCAAGAACAACUGGGUCUGCCUGCUCCUCGGUAACACGCUAUUCCUCAUCGCCGGAUUCCAGUACAUUUACAUCACAUAUCUCGGGUAUGCGGCGCUCCCCUUCGUGGCUCGCAGCGAGCUGUUUCUAGCCCCCCUUCUUCCCCUGCUCGGGGGGUACCUCCUCAGCCUUCUGGGAUUCAACAUUGUGCGCACUGCACUCGAGUUGUACUUUGGGGAGCCGUGGCACAACUAG
This is a messenger RNA of Cutaneotrichosporon oleaginosum, 759 nucleotides long. RefSeq lists its product as uncharacterized. Gene Ontology annotation, cellular component: Golgi membrane. NCBI's taxonomy places the organism in Eukaryota, Fungi, Basidiomycota, Tremellomycetes, Trichosporonales, Trichosporonaceae. The record is from RefSeq and is a predicted model, not a curated record.